AUGUUACCAAUACUAAUCUUGUCUUUAUUCACUUUAUCUGUUAAAAGUAAUCAGAUAUAUCCAGCCACAGACUAAUUAAUAAUAUAAUUAGAAAAUGAUGGAUGGAUCGAUUGUGAAAAUAAAAAUACUAUUAAAGCUACAACUUGCUCAGGAGAUGAUAUAGAAUGGCUUGAAUGUUAUUUAAUACCAGAAAAUGGGUUGUGUUCUAAAUAGAAUAUUGAAAUUAAUACAGGUGAAACAGUAAAUUUUUUGUUCACUUUCUAUUAACCAACAUUUAAUACAUAUGAUAUAGAUAUCAAUAACAACAAAAAUACUGGAAUAUUAUAAAUUUAUAAUGAUUUAGGUCGAGCAGCAAUUCAAUUAUAAUCAUCAAAUUUUUCUAUUAAAAUAAAUUAAAAAGGAGCCUAUUUUACAGGUUUAAUUAUAAGUAAAGAAUGCAAUCCGAAUUGUAAAUUAUGUGAUAAAGGAUUUUGCAUCUAAUGUAAUGAUAAACAUUAUCUAUACAAUUAUAUAUGUUUAUCAGAUAAUUGUGAUUUAAGUUUAAUUAAUUAAAAUUUCAUAACAUCAACUACAGGUGCAAUAGAGAAUGGAUAAUAUGUAGUUACACUUAAAUAUAAUUUUAAUCUAGCUAAUUGUUUAAUACCAAAGAUUUAUUUUACAAAAGGUAUAAAAGAUUCUUCAAUCUAAAUGAUUUUAGAUAGAAAUUAAAUAUAAUACACAUUAACUUCAUAAAUUCCUGACUCAUUAAAAAUAUAUUUACCUUUAAAUUAAGUUUAAACUAAUUGUGAAUCAAUAACAACUACAUCUGCUUAUGUUUAUUAAUGUUAUCUUGGAGUUGCCUUAACUAAUUCUAAAAUUACAUAAUUUAUGGCAAUUCUUAUUGGAUAAAUCUCUGUUGAGAGAGCUACUCAAAGUGUUUCUUAAUAUACUUAAGCUCUUUCAAUUCCAGAUAAUUCAGAUGUUCAAGUUGGACCUGUUUUUGUUGUUAGUGAAACAGUUUCAUAAAAUCUUAAUGCUAAUUAAAAUAAAUUAACCGUUGUUUAAACUAUCUCAGAUCCAGAAUUAUCUAAUUUUUAAAUUAAUUAUAAGGAAGCAUAUGUAAUUUAAAAUUCAGAAUCCUACAAUUUAACAUUAGAUUAUUUCAUAUAAAAAGGAGUUGCUACUACUUUUGGAUUUAUUUGGAAAACUGGAUUGUUUGAUCCAUAUUCAGAAUUUUAGUUUAUUAUUAAUUCUGAAGCAAAACCAGCUAUGAAUUAAACUAGAAGAAGAUAACUUGAGGCUCAAUUUAAAAGAGAAUAAUUAUCUGUUAUUUAUUAAGUUAAAGAUGAAAAAAUCUUCAACAUUAAUUAAAAAUCAAAUACCAAUGAUAAUGAUGAAAUUAGUGAUGAAAUUGUAUUUACAAUAGCAAUAUCUGGUAUUUUAGUAGUUUCUGGUUUAAUAGUUCUUCUCAGUAGAUUUAUUAAAAAAAAACCUGAAAUAGAACAAACAAUUGAAUGAUUUAAAUAUUGCUAUAAUCAAAAUUUAUCUUAGAUAUUCCAAUAAAUAAUAUUGUAUUCAAUCAUCCCGAUUAAUAAUUAUAUAUUAUUCUAAUAUUUUAAAAGAAAUAUAAUUAUUCAUCUCAAACUCUAUUUAAUGUUUAAAAGAUGUAAAUUAAUUAAUAAAACUUUUCAAAAAAUGAUUAUUUUAUUAUUGAAUUGG
This is a messenger RNA of Paramecium sonneborni, 1698 nucleotides long. NCBI's taxonomy places the organism in Eukaryota, Ciliophora, Oligohymenophorea, Peniculida, Parameciidae. The record is from the annotation of a GenBank genome assembly.